Messenger RNA from Alternaria infectoria, 1266 nucleotides. RefSeq lists its product as uncharacterized. Gene Ontology annotation, biological process: adenylate cyclase-activating G protein-coupled receptor signaling pathway. Gene Ontology annotation, cellular component: plasma membrane. The transcript is spliced from 4 exons. The record is from RefSeq and is a predicted model, not a curated record. Bases 1 to 1266 code for a protein of 421 amino acids. NCBI's taxonomy places the organism in Eukaryota, Fungi, Ascomycota, Dothideomycetes, Pleosporales, Pleosporaceae. Gene Ontology annotation, molecular function: G protein-coupled receptor activity.
AUGCCUUUCAAUCUCACCAUUGCUAUCCCGACGCUCGUUGGCAGUCUGCUGUCUUUCGUUGCCACAGGGUGCGUUCUCAUAUCGUACGUUGUGUACGCUGAUUCGCAACGGUCUUUCCGUCACGCACUGGUAUUGAAUCUUGCUUUGGCUGAAUUCAUCAAUUCGCUGAACAAUUCGAUAUCUGGGAUCUAUGCAAUUGCCAAUGAAGGUUCCAUCGCACCGGGUGCGGCAUGUAAUCUCAACGGCUGGGUAGGUCAGUGGUCUGUUCAGGCCGCUGACUUCUCUAUCCUGGCCAUCGCCAUAAUAACGCUUACUACGAUUACCCGUAAAACGUACAUGCCCAAUGCCUCGCUCAUGAGCAAGAUACUUAUUUGCGGCUCCGUCUGGGUCAUUCCUACCAUCACAGCUGCAGGAUUGAACGAGUUGAGCCCCGUCAGCGGAAACUGGUGCUGGAUAUCGGGCACGCGAACUGACCUGCGCUAUGCCCUGGGCCAUGGUUGGAGGUUCAGCAUCAUCUUCGGAACCAUUGGAAUCUACAUCUACAUCUGGAUCUACAUGCGUCGGCACUUUUCGCAACUGCACUCCAUGAGCCAAGGAGGGUCAUACAAUCAAGCCAGCGCCGCCAAGCGCCGCGAAUUCCGCCGAGACGACGCCCACGAGCUGAGGAGCGAAUCGCAAACGGAGCUGCAUGAGAUCAACGUGGAGUACGCCUACGAAGUAAAACACUCCGAUGGCAUGAGCGACACCAACCUCGGAAAAGAGGACAUCAUCUUCACAGCUAGCGACCUAGAGACAAACAGCCGCAAAAGCGCCACCACACUGUCCCCUCCCAUGUCACCCAAGAGCCCUUACUUCCAAUCCGCAUCAGCCUUCCCCUCAGAAAUGACUGCGCCUUCAGAUAAGAAGCGCAGCAUCGGCAUGAUCAGCAACCAUCCCGCGCCAAUGUCCGGGGCUUACGAGUCGGGCGCACCCCACGAAUCGGGAAGUAAUCAGCAGGGCGCCACCAGCACAAAGAAGGUCGAGCGAGAAAUCAAGAGGAUGUUGCUCCUCAACGCAUACCCCAUUCUGUACAUCAUCCUCUGGUUACCUGGUAUUCUCAACCGCUUGGUGGAAGCUGCGGGCCAUCCCAGCUAUGCGUUGAGUAUUCUGCAAUGCUCAACGCAGUACAUUGGGUUUGCGAACGCCAUCACCUAUGGCUUCAACGAGCAUCUAAAGACGACACUACGACGCGACUUCGUCAAGUGGUGGCGGGCGCGGCGGAGUUGA